UCACUACCAUUCCAAUAACUCAUACUACAACUAACAAAGCACUACCAUUUGUUACAAAUAUGCCAAAAAAUAACUACCAUUGUAGUAGCUAAUACAAAAGUCAGAACCAAUACCAAUCCAAUCAAACGAAUACCAAUGCGAUACGAACUACCAAUAACAAUCCAACCUAUACCAAUGUAAGGACUACCAUUAUUCCUAAACAAGUACGUAACAAUACCAAUCCGAAACAUGUAUGCAGAAAACUACCACUGCAUGAAAGGACUACCACUGCAUCAAAGGACUACCACUGCAUGGAAUGGGGCGGAGGAGGACUUUGGUGAUGUGGAGGCGGCGGCGGAGGGGAUUGCGGCGAGUGGUAGCUGGGUGUUGGCGGCGGCGACAUUGUUGGUGCUGGCGGCGGGAGCUCACAUCCGGGCUUCGAUGGUGGAGGAGGCGGUGGCGGUGGCGGUGGAGUUGUGCAUGGAACUCGGCGGUCGCCAUUGAUGCAACGUCGGCGAUGAUGCAACGCCGGCAAAAAAAGGUGGACUUCGAAGUGUACACGGCGGCAGAAUUAGGGCCGGCCAAAAAACGUGGCAUUCGAAAAGCCCUACGCUGAUUAAACUACCUAAUAAUUAAUUACCGUAAUUAUCUCUUCCUAAUUAAUUGCGUAAUUAAAA
Molecule: messenger RNA, 656 nt
Organism: Linum trigynum
Lineage: Eukaryota; Viridiplantae; Streptophyta; Magnoliopsida; Malpighiales; Linaceae
Source: the annotation of a GenBank genome assembly